CCCAGUUCUCGCUCGUCUCGUUCGCAUUCAUGGCUCCCCUCGCCGACUUCCUCCUCCAACAUGUCCCCCUCCCGCACCUCCCAUACUACCUCAAUCACUGGGUCCCCGGCGCGUCUCCCCUCUCCAACCAGUCCACCGUCGUCGGCACUCUCGUUGGCUACCUCGUCACCAUCUUCUCCAUUCGCGAGAUCAUGAAGACACGACAGGCUAAACGACUCCAGUAUCUCUUUCAGCUUCACAAUCUCCUCUUAACGUCAGGUAGCGCUCUCCUGCUUGUUCUCAUGGCCGAGGAGAUUCUGCCGAUACUCUGGAAGAACGGACUGUUCUACGCGAUGUGCAACGAAGGCGCGUGGACAGAAAGACUGGAGUUUUACUACAUGAUCAACUACUACAUCAAAUUCGUUGAGCUCAUCGACACCGUCUUCCUCGCGCUGAAGAAGAAGCCUCUUGCAUUCCUGCACGUCUUCCAUCACUCGGCCACGGCAUUUCUCUGCUUUACACAGCUGAACGGCAAGACCAGUGUGUCAUGGGUCGUCAUCUCGUUGAACCUGAGUGUCCACGUCCUUAUGUAUUACUACUAUUUCGCCACGGCUGGCGGCGCUAAGAUCUGGUGGAAGAAAUACCUCACGUCGAUGCAAAUCGCCCAAUUCAUCAUCGACCUCUUCGUUGUCUAUUUCGGAACGUAUUCGUACUUCGCCGCCACAUACUGGCCGUCGAUGCCCGUCAUGGGCUCUUGCGCGGGGACGGAGAGUGCUGCGUUGUUUGGCUGUGGGCUGUUGACGGCCUACCUGCUCCUGUUCAUCAACUUCUACAUCCAGACAUACAGGAAGCCGUCGACGAGGAGCAAGAAGCCUUUGGCCAACGGAAACGGUGUCGCAAACGGGAAUGGGAACGGUGCAGCUCACAAACAGGAUUAAACAGUGAUCGUGGGGUUUACCGGUACAGGUUGUUACUUGGUACGGCAGGAGGAAAAGGCGGAGUUGGCUCCGCUUCACUCGAAUUCACGGCGGCGAUGCAAUAUACCACCAUCCAUCCAUCAUCCACGACCGGAGCAUUCUCUUUUCAAUAUUCUUCUUCCUGCGAUCCCGGCUUUGGUUAUUAGUUAGAGUGACGAUCUGGACGCUUCGACCCGUUCCCUCUUUUUCAUGCGUUCUUACUAAGGGUUGUCGCGUUUCCUCGUACUUAUAAUACCAUCUUCCGCAGUGAACGUCGGGCAGGCGUCGGUUUUCGCUCGCUGUCUAUGGUUUGUCGAUACCUAAUUGAUAUACUUACAUAGCGCGCAGCCGACGUACCGUCGACUUCUUGCUGUUGUAAUUUCCGAAUUUUAAUGGGC
This is a messenger RNA of Stereum hirsutum FP-91666 SS1, 1333 nucleotides long. Its product is annotated as elongase of fatty acids ELO. Gene Ontology annotation, biological process: fatty acid elongation, polyunsaturated fatty acid; very long-chain fatty acid biosynthetic process; fatty acid elongation, saturated fatty acid. Lineage: Eukaryota; Fungi; Basidiomycota; Agaricomycetes; Russulales; Stereaceae. The record is from RefSeq and is a predicted model, not a curated record. The coding region runs from base 30 to 917 and encodes 295 amino acids. Gene Ontology annotation, molecular function: fatty acid elongase activity. Gene Ontology annotation, cellular component: endoplasmic reticulum membrane. The transcript has 8 exons.